UUGUUUGAGCUCUUGUUUGCCUCGCUUACCAUCAACUUUGCAAUCAAGCUGAUAUGGUCAUUUUAAACAGUGACCUGAAUAUUAGCACCAUGGACAGCACCACGCUCGACCCGACCACUGACGUUUUGCGUUACCCGCGAGCUCUGAAAGAUCUUCCGGAACUUAGCAGGACUAGUCACACAAUAGUGGCAGUUUGUCUUGGGAUCAUUUUUAUACUCGGUUUCUUGGGUAACUUCUGUGUACUUCUGGUUUUCGCUCGUUUCCACGUUCUUCGGACCCCAAUCAAUCUCAUUCUGCUUAAUAUCUGCAUCAGUGACAUGUUAGUAUGCAUUUUCGGCACUCCUUUCAGUUUUGCUGCUAGUAUCUACGGUAAAUGGCUCAUAGGACUUUCUGGCUGUAAAUGGUAUGGCUUUGCAAACGCACUUUUUGGGAUCGUUUCCCUCGUAUCCUUUGCCAUCUUGUCCUUGGAGCGCUAUUCAACCAUGCUCUGCUACACUACGGCAGAUGUUUCCGACUACCGGAAGGCCUGGCUGUCCAUAGCCGGCUGUUGGCUGUACUCCCUGGCGUGGACUCUGCCUCCUCUCCUUGGCUGGAGCAGCUACGGCCCCGAGGGCCCAGGCACCACCUGCUCUGUGCAGUGGCACCACCGUUCCCCCGGCAACGUGUCCUAUGUGACUUGCCUCUUCAUCUUCUGCCUGCUCCUGCCGCUCGUGCUCAUGAUCUACUGCUAUGGCAAGAUCCUGAUUGCCAUCCAUGGGACAGCCAGGAUCAAUCAAACCUCGGCCCAGCGUCGAGAGACCCAUGUUCUGCUCAUGGUGCUGUCCAUGGUCUCCUGUUACCUGCUCUGCUGGAUGCCCUAUGGUGUGGUGUCAUUGCUGGCCACGUUUGGCAGGGUCGGUGCGAUCGGCCCCACAGCAAGUAUCAUCCCCUCCUUACUUGCCAAGACCAGCACCGUGCUUAAUCCUAUCGUCUACGUGCUUUUUAAUAACCAGUUCUACAGGUGUUUCAUGGCGUUAGUGCCGUGUGUUCCGGGCAAUCAGAGCCACAACUACCUCCACACUCUCCAGAGCAGCCCAGCCCUGGCCGGCCACCCAAACAGCCUGCCUCUGAGCCCCUUGGGUGCCCUCUCCACUCCCCCCGACUCCCCAGCACGCCUGGAGGAAAGGCCCCACAUACCAGCCAAAGACCAGCUGCAGAGAGAUAAGGAGGCGCUGGUCCUGGUGGUGCACUACACCCCAUAAGCUGGGGAAAGCUUUGAGACGUUGUCUUGUCUUGUUGUAUUUAUGUAAAUUUGGGCGCAGUUAUAGGUCAUUGGUAUGAUAACAGAGCCCCAAAUGGGAAGACUAAUGGAAAAAAAACAGGGUGUUAAAGGGUUUCUUUUUCCAGACCGUGGUUGGGCUGGGAGCACAGUGGGGUUUGGAUUCAGAGAAGGAUGUAUCAGAAUCAGAAUAAGAAUCCUUUUUAAUGGCCAAGUAUAUUAUUUACACAUACAGGAAAUGAACUUGGUGUGGUUGGUGCAUAGGACAUAAAACACAUAACAUACC
Molecule: messenger RNA, 1544 nt
Organism: Clupea harengus (Atlantic herring)
Lineage: Eukaryota; Metazoa; Chordata; Actinopteri; Clupeiformes; Clupeidae
Gene: tmtops3b
Product: teleost multiple tissue opsin 3b
Biological process (GO): G protein-coupled receptor signaling pathway; visual perception
Cellular component (GO): membrane
Molecular function (GO): G protein-coupled receptor activity
Source: RefSeq, a predicted model, not a curated record